UGUGGGGAUUUUCCUCAGUCUGGUUCCGUCCAGGCCACCGUAGACAUUAUCGUAUUGUGUCCGUAUGUGUCUAUGUGUUUCAAAGCCCGGGAAUAGUGCGUCCAAUUGCUAUUAAAUUCGACCAAGUAAAGAAAUAUACACAAAAAUGCUUGCGGUCAAGCAGCAAAGCGAUACUAAGCGCCAGAAGCUGGACUCCGAGGGGGACUCCCAAGCCCAAUCGAAGUCGAAGGCACAACCACAAUCACAUUCCCAGGCCCAACAGUGCCAAGAUCAGGAUCUGAGGCUGCUCAAGCCCUUCGAUAUGCGAGUUAAGCAUCCUUUGGAGCACACUUGGACGCUGUGGUAUCUCGAGAACGAUCGCAGCAAGUCCUGGGAGGAAUUGCAGAACGAGAUCACCAGCAUUGACAUGGUGGAGGACUUUUGGAGUCUGUACAAUCACAUAAAGCCACCGUCAGAGAUUAAAAUCGGCAGCGAUUACUCUUUGUUCAAGAAGGGAACACAGCCCAUGUGGGAGGAUGAGGCCAACAAGUACGGCGGCCGCUGGGUCAUCAAUAGAGGGCGUGGCUCCAAAGUGGAGCUCGACAAGCUCUGGCUGGAUGUGCUACUCAUACUGAUUGGUGAGGCCUUUGAUCACACUGAAGAAGUCUGCGGGGCUGUUAUCAACUUGCGCGGCAAAACCAACAAAAUUUCGGUUUGGACCGCCAACGGGUACAACGAGGAGGCCGUCAUGGAGAUUGGCCUGAAGCUCCGGGAGUUGCUCUGCCUGCCGCCCCUCCAGCUGCAGUACCAGCUGCACAAGGACUCCAUGUCCAAGCAGGGAUCGGUGGUCAAAGCGGUUUACUGCCUGUAAGCCGAACGGUUCCGUUGCUGCUUCCAUUCCCAACCCAACAACAUCCACUGCCCAGGAGAACAAUUUCAACCAGAAGACACCACCCAAAGCCUGGCUGAUUUCAGCGUGUGUAUUCCAAAAAUCUUAAAAAAAAAAAA
Molecule: messenger RNA, 987 nt
Organism: Drosophila serrata
Lineage: Eukaryota; Metazoa; Arthropoda; Insecta; Diptera; Drosophilidae
Gene: eIF4E4
Product: eukaryotic translation initiation factor 4E4
Biological process (GO): translational initiation
Cellular component (GO): eukaryotic translation initiation factor 4F complex
Molecular function (GO): RNA 7-methylguanosine cap binding; translation initiation factor activity
Source: RefSeq, a predicted model, not a curated record